Maniola jurtina (meadow brown) is the source of this 3779-nucleotide messenger RNA. RefSeq names its product guanylate cyclase 32E-like. Gene Ontology annotation, biological process: receptor guanylyl cyclase signaling pathway; cGMP biosynthetic process; intracellular signal transduction. The record is from RefSeq and is a predicted model, not a curated record. The transcript has 23 exons. Lineage: Eukaryota; Metazoa; Arthropoda; Insecta; Lepidoptera; Nymphalidae. The coding region runs from base 72 to 3476 and encodes 1134 amino acids. Gene Ontology annotation, molecular function: guanylate cyclase activity; ATP binding; peptide receptor activity.
CGCAAGAUGAACCUAUUUCAACGAAGGGAGCCGAUUCAAUUUACAUAAGUAAUAUUUACUCGAGUGAAACGAUGAACCUCAUUGAGGAUAAGGUUUCUAUGGAUGAUCUGGAAGUAGGUGGGAUCAGUUUGUUCGAUCUGGUGCGCUCUAGCUGUGGUAGUGCGGACAUCUGUCCCAGUUUUCGUGGGAAUUGGAGUGAGACUAAUACUAUUACGAUUGGAUUUCUCGGCGCUUAUGGAUGGAGUCAGACAAUCCUAGGUGCGCUGCCGUUGGCCGUGGCGGCCAUCAACCGAGAUCCGAACCUGCUACCGGGCUUCAAGCUGCGGUUUAUAUCUGCAGAUAUCGGCAGACCCAGACCUACCCUGCCGCUGGACAAGGACAGCCUUUCUUUAAGGGUGAUGACACAAAUGCGGGACCUCGGCGUGGUAGCGUUCUUCGGACCCGAUGGGACAUGUCACACCGAAGCAAAGCUGGCCGCUGCGUGGAACCUGCCUCUUAUUUCCCAUAAAUGUGCAGGAGCCCAAGGCAGAGAGACGGGCGGUCUGGGCUCGACCUUCGCCCGCACUCUUCCACCAGCGCAUAAAGUCAGCAAGUCCGUCGUUGCUCUGCUCAAGGCCUACGGGUGGAGCAAGUUCGCCAUCGUAGCCGGUGAUGAGCUCACAGCGGCUGAACAACAGAUGGAUGCUAUCAAAGAGUUAUCUCAGAGCAACGGGCUUACAAUAACGGCCGAGCAUCGCUUUGCGGAUUACAUACCACGACACAUCUCCCAUAUGGAACGAAUCGUCGACGAGACCUUUGAGAGGACUAGAGUUUACGUGUUUCUCGGUGAGCACAUUGCGCUGGUGGACUUUGUGAACGUCCUCCAAAGAAGAGGGCUUCUGGCUGCCGGCGAGUACGCCGUAGUGGCCGUAGACGACGAAAUAUACGAUCCUAAUGACGCCGCCAUCACUCACGCUGAUCAUCUUAUACAAAACAGUAGCAGCGACGUGCUGGCGUUUAGGGCUGUCCUCAAGUUAACACCUUCUCAUCCAACCAACCCUUUUUACCCGACCCUUUGCCAAAUGAUACGGAAGCUCUCAGCGGCUCCCCCGUUCUGCGUCCCAAAUUACCACAAGAUAUUCGAGGACACUUCGGUGCCAAUAGAAGCAGCUCAUCUGUACGACGCAGUGACGCUGUGGGCCCGUGCUGCCACAGCCGCGUUGCAGCACGGGCUACCUCUUACUGAUGGCGCCACCUUGAUAAAGCUGUUGCGACCAACUACCUACAGAUCUUUACAAGGGUUUGAUGUCAUAAUGGACAGCGCUGGCGACGCAGAAGGCAACUUCUCAGUGAUCGGAGUGGUAGAAGAUUCCUCAGCACCCAGUGGUUGGAGCGCGCAGCCUGUUGCCGCGUUCAGAUACGCCAACUCCACCGAUUUAUUGCCUGAAUUUGUUGGCGGUUCAAAAAUCGCCUGGAUAGGUGGCCGGCCCCCCGUCGCAGAGCCAGAAUGCGGCUUCGACGGCAAGAAGUGUGCUCUACCUCACGACCCCGUGGUGUUGUCAGCCGCUGCAGCAGUAGCCGCGGCCGCGAUACUGGCUGCCGCACUGUUGCUCCGUCACUACAGAUACGAGCAGAAGCUUGCCUCUGUGCUGUGGCGGAUAGAGGCCAAGGAUCUCACACUCAUCACCACUUGCACUGAUAAUAAGGAUGGCAUACCACAAGAAGUUGAUAAGAAACGUGCACACACUACCAUCGCGUCAUACAGAGGGAACAUCGUGGCUGUCAAGCGACUCAAAAAGAAGAACAUUGAUGUCACCAGAGCUAUCAAGAAGGAAUUAAAGCAGAUGCGUGAACUACGACACGAAAACCUGACGCCUUUCGUCGGAGUGUGUGUGGAGACCGGCGUGGCUUGCAUCGUGACGGCUUACUGCUCCCGAGGUUCCCUGGCCACAGUGCUGGACGACAGGGACCUGCACCUCGAUGACAUGUUCGUCGCGAGCCUGGUGGCUGACCUGCUGCGAGGGUUGACGUACCUGCACGACUCGGCGUUGAUAUCGCACGGGAAUCUGACGUCGAGCAACUGCUUGGUGGACAGACGCUGGGUGCUACAGAUUACGGACUAUGGACUGCACACUUUGAAAAGUGGUUGUGCUGACACGGAAGACGCACUACGGAUGGAGAAACGCAUGCUCUGGAGGGCCCCUGAACUGCUGCGAGACCCCACCCCUCUCCCCAGGGGGUCGCAGAAAGGGGACGUGUAUUCCUUUGGCAUCAUCUUGUACGAGAUACUUGGGAGGAACGGACCUUGGGGUGACACGAAUCUUACUAAUGCCGAAAUAAUCGGGCGAGUUCGUCAGCCAAUUGGCGGAGUCUUCUUCCGACCACCCCUUGGAGGAGUGGCUGCUCGACCGUCGGUGCUGGCCGUGCUAAAGGCGUGCUGGAGUGAGCGCCCGGACAGACGACCGGAUGUGCGCCUCGUCCGGCUGAGGCUUAAGGACAUGCAUGCUGGAAUGAAAACGAAUAUCUUCGACAACAUGCUGGCAAUGAUGGAGAAGUACGCCUCGAACCUGGAAGGUCUGGUGGCGGCCAGGACGGAAGAGGUGAUGCAAGAGAAGAGGAGGACCGAUGAUCUGCUCAAUAGGAUGCUGCCGAGGACAGUGGCCGAAGCCCUGAAGCGCGGGGAGCCUGUCCAGGCGGAGAGCUAUGAUUGCGUCACCAUUUACUUCAGCGAUAUCGUGGGCUUCACCAACUUGGCUGCCACCAACACUCCAAUGCAGGUGGUGGAAAUACUCAACGAUUUGUAUACGUGCUGUGACGCUAUUAUAUCGUUCUACAAUGUUUAUAAGGUUGAGACCAUCGGCGACGCGUACAUGGUGGUGGGAGGUCUACCAGAACGGUGUCCAAGGCAUGCGGCUGAGGUGGCAUCUCUCGCGCUGCACGUGCUAGAUGCCGUGCCUAAGAUACGCAUGAGGCACAUGCCGGCUGCCAGGCUGCAUAUCAGGAUAGGCAUACACAGUGGACAGUGUGCUGCUGGAGUAGUAGGGAUCAAGAUGCCUCGUUACUGCCUAUUUGGAGACACGGUCAACACUGCAGCGAGGAUGGAGUCGACUGGCGAGCCUCAACGCAUCCAUGUCAGCAACGACACUUAUAGGCUGCUCAAACAACAUGGCGGAUAUCAUUUCAAGGAACGAGGGAUUGUCAAUAUAAAGGGCAAGGGAGAAAUGAAAACUUGGUGGCUAGUCGGAGAAGAUCACGAGCGUAGGAAAAAUGCCCUAUUCAAAUACCCGGGUGUUAUCCCAGUACACGAUUCGUACGAGGAUGCACCAUGGAGCUUCGGGAGGUCUAUCGUGAAUAUCCGGGACAGAGCGCGGCUAUCCUGCGGGGGAUCGCUGGGCCCCGGAUCAGCGUUGUCCUCCCCGGGACCACCCGCGUGUGCGUGUUUCGUCCCGCAGAGGGAUCACCACUCCGCUCCCGCCGUCACGUUUUGUGAAGACUGACGCUAACCCAUCGAAGUAUUCCAUCCCACAAUCUACAGGUUGCUUUAAUGGAAUCAAUCAGGAACUGAAUAGCUUUAAAGGCUCAACUUGGAGUGGCUUGUCGAAGUACUUUCUAGAUAAUAAAGGAUACAGGGUGUACGAUUGUAAGGAUACGAGUAGCAAUGACUUUGACGAUGUCGUGAAGCGCGCACGAAUUUUGGCUGCCAUGAAACGGCUGCAUUGUCUUGAUUUCGAUUAUAACAAUUUUUCAUAGGAAAAAAAAGAAAGAAAGAAAAAACUUUCAUUUUUGAAAGCUGUGCCACA